This is a messenger RNA of Stylophora pistillata, 546 nucleotides long. RefSeq lists its product as uncharacterized. Lineage: Eukaryota; Metazoa; Cnidaria; Anthozoa; Scleractinia; Pocilloporidae. The record is from RefSeq and is a predicted model, not a curated record.
UCCAUUCUUUGUCACAUGGGAGAUUUUGGAUGUGGAGAUGGAGGAUGGACGCCUGUGAUGAAGAUUGACGGCAGCAAGGACACCUUUCACUUUCGCAAAUCAUACUGGACUGAUAAAAACGAACACAAUCCUUCUGCAGGGGAAACUGGGUUUGACCAACGGGAAACAAAGCUGUCCACUUACUGGAACACACCCUUCUCCAAGAUCUGUCUCGGUAUGAAGAUCGAUCAACAGCUCAAGUUCAUUGUCAUCAUCAAGCAGGCUGACUCUCUGUACUCACUGAUCGCUGAUGGGAGAUAUCGGAACACAUCACUGGGUCGUGACACGUGGAAGAAGUUACUUGGUAAUAAUGCUUCUUUACAGCUCAAAUGUUACAAGGAAGGGUUUAACUCAGGAUGUGGUGGUAACAUCGCAUCCGCAAGGAUUGGAAUUGUGACCAAUAACGAAGAUGACUGCAUUUCGUGUGAUUCCAGGCUCGGGUUUGGUACAGAAGGAGCUGUUGAUACAAACAACACCUUAUCUGACCCCUGUGUUCAAUAUUUAUAA